GUCGAAGCGGCGUGUGUUAGCCGCUCUUCCUGCCGCGGGUCCGGGCUUUGCUUCCAUCAUGUCGGCCAUGCAGCUGCUCCGGGUGUUGGUGAACCAGCGGCUGACCGCGGCCGCAGAGGAGAUCCUGGAGGCGGUGAAGAAGACGGUGGAGGAGUACGAAGAGGAGCUGCUGGAGUCCAAACAGGAAAUACACAGGCAGCGCGAGCUCCUGCAGCAGAGGGGCACCACGGACCGGGACCGGGACCGGGACCAGGGUCAGGAUCUGCCUCAUCUAGCUCUGUCGGUCUGGGAUGAGGAGUUUUCCUCUGAGCAGCAGCAGGGCCAGGAAGACCCAGAACCUCCAGGGACCAGGAAGAGCAAAGAGGAGCCCAGCGUCCUCCAGGAGGAUGAGGUGGAGGUGAUUCAGGAGACGGAGGAAGGCAACACCAUCAGGAUCAUACUGAGGGCUCCGUAUUCGGAGGACCCUCUGGACGAUCAGAGCUCUAAAGCCGAGCCGGAUCCUCUGCCGAGCACUUCAGGUGAGCUGGAUCGGAUCAAGGAGGAGCUCAGUGACUCUUUCGGUUCUGCAGCCGAACACGACAGCGACGAGGAGUGGAGGGGCAGCGCCGGAUCUCAAAGCGACAGCGAUGAAAGCUGCCGCAGGCGCAAGAGGAGGAAGAGUUUACCUGUGGGUCCGAAGAGUUUACCUGUGGGUCCAAAAUUGCACCCGGCCAAAAAAAACAAAUCACGAUUCAGUUGUAAAGUCUGCGACAAAUCCUUCUACGCCAUCGUCUCCUUGGUGAACCACCUGGAGGUUCACCCGAAGGACGUCUGCGGCGUCUGCGGGCAACACUUCGAAGUUGUGGAGAAAUUCAACGCCCACGUAAAAACUCACAUUAAAGCUGACGUCUGCAGCGUUUGUGGGAAAUGUUUCAGCGGCUCCAGAGCUAUGGAGAUGCACAUGAGAGUCCACACGGGAGAGAAACCGUUCCUGUGCAACGACUGCGGGAAGUCCUUCAACUGUCGCCACAACAUGGUGCGACACAUCCGGAUCCACACGGGAGAGAAGCCGUAUACCUGCUCCGUCUGCGGGAAAAGCUUCAACGACUACACGACGUUGAAACGCCACCUGUUGACUCACAACAGAAAUAAGUCUUGCGCGCAGAACACGCCUGGAAAUGAAAAAGGCGAAGUGAAAGGCGAAGUGAAAGCCAAAGCUGCGGCGCAGGGAAAGCAUCAAACUCGGACUAUGUGUGAAGUGUGCGGGAAAAUGUUCCACUCCAUGGUUUCCCUGGUGAAUCACGCCAAAAAUCACGCCACAGACGUGUGUGGCGUUUGCGGGACGCACUUUGACUCUGAGGAAAAUUUAAAACUCCACCUGAAGACGCACAAAAACGGGAAGGUUUGCGACAUUUGCGGCAAGUGUUUCGACAGCCAGGGCAACUUGGAGAACCACAUGAGGAUCCACACGGGCGAGAAGCCGUUCUUGUGCAACGAGUGCGGGAAGUCGUUCAACUGUGGCCACAACAUGAGGCGACACAUGAGGACGCACACGGGCGAGAAGCCGUACCUCUGCAACUUGUGCGGCCGCUGCUUCAGCGAUCACACGACUCUGAAACAGCACAGGAGCACACACACCGGAGAGAAACCGCACAACUGCCACAUCUGCGGGAGGGGAUUCCACCGCAAGACGUACCUCACGCUGCACCUGCAGACCCACACCACGGGGAACUGACUCCGGUCGUCAACACGGCUUUUUGAUUUUAGGUGUGUGAACCAGAGGUGUCAAACAUGCGGCCCGUGGGCCAAAACCAGCACAUCAAAUACCACGUUUCCACUAUGUGGUACCGGCUCGACUCGGCCUUUUUGCGUUUCCAUUACAAAAAAGGA
Sphaeramia orbicularis (orbiculate cardinalfish) is the source of this 1869-nucleotide messenger RNA. Its product is annotated as gastrula zinc finger protein XlCGF26.1-like. The record is from RefSeq and is a predicted model, not a curated record. Gene Ontology annotation, biological process: regulation of transcription by RNA polymerase II; embryo development. Lineage: Eukaryota; Metazoa; Chordata; Actinopteri; Kurtiformes; Apogonidae. Bases 59 to 1714 code for a protein of 551 amino acids. Gene Ontology annotation, cellular component: nucleus. The transcript has 2 exons. Gene Ontology annotation, molecular function: DNA-binding transcription factor activity, RNA polymerase II-specific; RNA polymerase II transcription regulatory region sequence-specific DNA binding.